This is a messenger RNA of Chaetomium fimeti, 1369 nucleotides long. RefSeq lists its product as uncharacterized. Bases 1 to 1059 code for a protein of 352 amino acids. Gene Ontology annotation, cellular component: mitochondrion. The transcript has 3 exons. NCBI's taxonomy places the organism in Eukaryota, Fungi, Ascomycota, Sordariomycetes, Sordariales, Chaetomiaceae. The record is from RefSeq and is a predicted model, not a curated record. Gene Ontology annotation, molecular function: oxidoreductase activity.
AUGCCCUCCUGGUCCGCCACCUCCCAUGGAACCCCCCGCCAAGCACUAACCCUCCACCCCGCCCGCCCCCUCCCCUCCCUGCCCCCCAACUCCCCCUACCUCCUCCUCCGCGUCACCCACGUCGCCCUCAACCCGGCAGACCUCGUCUGCCUGAGCCUCCUGCCGGCCUGGCUGCCCUUCCGCCGGGGGGCCGUGCCGGGGCUGGAUUUUGCCGGGGAGGUGGUUGCGCUGGGCGGGGGUGUGCCGACGGAGGCCGGGCUGGCAGAGGGGGAUCGUGUGGCCGGCGCGGUUGGACUGACGGGUGUUGCGGCGGGGUGCGGGACGCUGGAGGGCUUUGUGGUGCUGCAUUGGGGGUUGGUGGCGAAAGUGCCUGUGGGCUGGGGGGGUAAGGAGGCGGUUGGGGUUAUGGGCAUCGCGGGGCAGACGGCGUGUGCCAUGGCGCGGAGGGUGGUUGGAGGGGUGGGGGGUUUCCGAAAGGGUGACGGGAUGAAGGGGAGUAGGGUGUUGGUCAAUGGGGCGAGUGGCGGCGUUGGGACGGUGCUGGUGCAAAUUUGUAAGGGGAUUGGCGCGGAGGUGGUAGGUAUUUGUUCUGGGGCAAAUGAGGCGAUGGUCAAGGGGCUGGGGGUCGACGAGGUGAUCGAUUACCGGGCGCAUGACCCCCUCGAGGGGCACCUCGCCGAGAGGUUUGGGGAGCAGCAGUUCGACGCGGUGCUGGACUGCGUUGGCAACCAGGCUCUCUACACACACUCACCAAGAUAUCUGAAGCCGGAGGGCAAGUUCAUCAACAUUGUGGGCGGCUGGUCACAGGGCGUGGUGCCGUUUGUCACUAACAAACUGAGGCCCUGUUUCCUUGGCGGAACACCCCGGAGCUACGAACUUUUCCUUCUUAGUGCGACAGGCGAAGCUGCGAGGGAGGCUGCGGCGCUGGUUGACCAGGGAAUCAUCAAGGAGGCGCUCAUUGACUCGGUGUUUCCUAUGAAGCAGGCGAUCGAGGCAUACGAGAAACUCGCGACUGGAAGGGCUAAAGGGAAGGUCAUCGUCGAAGUCGAUAAUAGUUGAUUCCAACCAGCCACGGUGCUAUUCCCGCCACUCAGGCAGACAGAUGCCUCGCAUCCUAGCCCCCCAUCCCGUAUGCGAUAGCCUCUUCGCAUCAGGACUUUUUGAGCGAACUAUUCGCACAAGUUUGAUGGCUUGUAUCAGUUCCGUCUCAAGUCUGCUCAUCGAGUAGGCGUCAUGCUACCCAAUCAUCGGGUAACUCGAGGACAAAGGCGGAACUCGAACACACUGUCACUUCACAUUCACGAAGCAACAACAAAUACUUAGAUGGAACAGAUAGUUAGUAAUAGAGCGGACAGUAGUUGAUUGUUCG